Molecule: messenger RNA, 243 nt
Organism: Durusdinium trenchii
Lineage: Eukaryota; Dinophyceae; Suessiales; Symbiodiniaceae
Source: the annotation of a GenBank genome assembly
AUGAACUUCAACAUGCCUUCCUUCAGCAUGGGCAGUGGCCUACAAGGCUUCGAAGCCCCCAUGUCACGCGCCGAGGCCAAGAAGAUCCUCAACAUCGGCUCGGUGGCGCCCAGCAAGGACGUCGUGCGCGAAGCGCAUCGGAGGUUGCUGAUCGCCAACCACCCUGACAAGGGCGGUUCCACUUACAUUGCCUCGAAGAUCAACGAGGCGAAAGAGGUGAUGUUGGGGAAGAAAUCCACCUGA